Messenger RNA from Coffea eugenioides, 779 nucleotides. RefSeq names its product agamous-like MADS-box protein AGL8 homolog. The transcript has 7 exons. Gene Ontology annotation, molecular function: protein dimerization activity; DNA-binding transcription factor activity, RNA polymerase II-specific; RNA polymerase II cis-regulatory region sequence-specific DNA binding. Gene Ontology annotation, cellular component: nucleus. Gene Ontology annotation, biological process: positive regulation of transcription by RNA polymerase II. The coding region runs from base 138 to 779 and encodes 213 amino acids. Lineage: Eukaryota; Viridiplantae; Streptophyta; Magnoliopsida; Gentianales; Rubiaceae. The record is from RefSeq and is a predicted model, not a curated record.
UCACAACUCACAAACUUGUCUUUUUUCAUUUUGCACGAAAAGUUUAGAGACAUGAUUAUUGGUAUAUAGCGAGAAUAUUAAUCGGUUUAAUUUGGAUUUUCAUCUUUUGAUUUAACAGCACGAGAGAAAGAAGAAGAAUGGGGAGAGGACGGGUACAGCUGAAGAGAAUCGAGAACAAGAUUAACAGACAAGUGACUUUCUCCAAAAGGCGAUCUGGGCUGCUCAAGAAAGCUCAUGAGAUCUCCGUGCUUUGCGAUGCUGAGGUUGCUUUGAUUGUGUUCUCUACCAAAGGGAAGCUCUUUGAGUAUGCUACUGAUUCAUGCAUGGAAAGGAUCCUUGAGAGGUAUGAAAGGUAUUCCUAUGCAGAAAGACAGCUUGGGGGUGCAGAAAUCGAGUCACAGGGCUGCUGGAGUCUGGAACAUGCAAAACUCAAGGCCAGGAUUGAAGUUCUACAAAGAAACCAAAGGCACUAUAUGGGAGAAGACCUUGACAAUUUAAGUCUCAGAGAGCUUCAGAAUUUGGAACAUCAGCUUGAUACAGCUCUUAAACACAUCAGGUCAAGAAAGAACCAGCUCAUGUUUGAAUCAAUUGCUGAGCUGCAGAAGAAGGACAAGGCACUGCAGGAGCAAAACAACGUGCUUGCAAAAAAGGUGAAAGAAAAGGAGAAAGAACAAGCCCAACAGCCACAGUGGGAACAACAGAACCGUCACGACCUGAAUUCAUCAUCAUUGGUUAGGUCACAACCAAUCAACUCCUUGAGCAUUAGGUACUUUUUCUGA